AUGCAGGAGGCCGUUCAUUUGGGUCAGGAAUGCUAUCAAACUACCAUCCCUCCUAAAGAAUAUUACUGGCUUCUGGUAGUAGACAGAAAAGAAAAUUCUCCUGAAGGGCAAGGACUCACCUGCCUCUCAGAUCUCAACAAGAAUGGUUCCUCAGAAGGGAGCGACUCUAAAAAUAAUGAAUUUGGGAACAGAGCCAGAUAUUCCGACUUUGUUUUUUCUCAGCACAUCCAGAAAACAGAGAGACCUAUUGAUGGUGAUGUGCUUUGGAACAAAUGCAAACAGAGUUUAGAUAUGGUGACACAUCAUGUGGUGAAACCUCACAAGUCUACUGACAGUAGAGAAAAUGUACAUCAUUCUAGGCUGUCUGAGACCCCAAGGUGCUUCCGAGAAGAGAGACCUUAUAAAUGUGACAACUGUGAGAAGAGUUUCAAACAACGUUCUGACCUCUUUAAACACCAGAGAAUCCACACAGGUGAGAAACCCUAUGAAUGCCAAGAAUGUGGAAAAAGGUUCAGUCAGAGUGCCGCCCUUAUUAAACACCAGAGGACACACACAGGUGAAAAACCUUAUACCUGUUUAAAAUGUGGGGAACGUUUUAGACAGAGUUCACAUCUAAAUCGGCAUCAAAGAACUCACAAUGGAGAGAAAUACUACAAAUGUGAGGAAUGUGGGGAAACUUGCCAUAUUUCCAACCUUUUUAGACAUCAGAGACUACAUAAAGGGGAGAGACCCUAUAAGUGUGAAGAAUGUGAAAAGAGCUUCAAGCAGCGCUCGGACCUCUUUAAACAUCAGCGAAUCCACACUGGGGAGAAGCCUUAUGGAUGUUCUGUCUGUGGGAAAAGCUUCAGUCAGAGUGCAACCCUCAUCAAGCACCAGAGAACUCACACUGGAGAAAAACCUUAUAAAUGCCUUGAAUGUGGGGAAAGAUUUAGACAAAGUACACACCUUAUCCGACACCAAAGAAUCCAUCAAAAUAAAGUCUCAUCAUUUUGA
Molecule: messenger RNA, 993 nt
Organism: Nycticebus coucang (slow loris)
Lineage: Eukaryota; Metazoa; Chordata; Mammalia; Primates; Lorisidae
Product: zinc finger protein 394-like
Exons: 2
Coding region: 1-993 (330 amino acids)
Source: RefSeq, a predicted model, not a curated record